AUGAAAGCGAAAAAACUUACAGCUUGGCAAUAUAAUCAAAUGUGGCCCAAUUUAAAGAAAUGCAAGUUAGCUUACAUUUAUUUUAAUCCCAAAACACAUAAGGAUGGUACACCGUUCCGGCCGAUCAUGAAUACUAUUGAUUCACCGACAACAAAUAUUUCACGUCUCCUAGAUCGUUUAAUUCGACCAAUAUUCAACGACAAAGUCAAAGAUACUACUAUUAUUGAUGGUACUCAACUCAUUCAACGGCUUCAACAAUAUGCUAACGAUGGCCAUUUAAAACCAACUACUUUAUUUUGUACUUUUGAUAUUAAUAAUUUGUAUACAAUGCUACCACAACAAAAGUCACUUGAUAUUCUCGUAGAAUUUCUUCAAACUUAUGAAAUAACACACGUGAGACGAAUGGAUACUGAGACUAUUCGUGAAUUGGCUCGUAUUGUUAUCGAAGAAAAUGUUUUCAUCUAUCGUAACAAAUACUAUCAACAAAUUAUUGGUGGAGCGAUGGGAUCACCGUUUACAUUGACUUUAGCAAAUAUUUUUAUGUGGAAAUGGGAAAAAGAAUCAAUUUGUAAAGAAUUACCAACACAUGAAAUCUAUGGCCGAUACAUCGAUGAUGUGUUCUUUACAUGGAAUGGUUCGCAAGAGCAACUUGAAGAAUUAUUGAAAAAACUCAAUGAGCAUCAUCCAAAUAUUAAACUAGAAUAUAAAAUUGCUCAAAGUCUUCCAUUCCUUGAUGUGCUUCUUACAAAUAAUAAUGGUAUUCUUUCAACAUCUGUCUAUCAUAAACCAGCUGCUGAACCUUAUGUGGUACCGUUUGCCUCUGAUCAUCCACGACAUAUAUUUCGAAACAUUAUUCAAGCUACUCUUACACGUGCUAUACGAUAUUCAUCAACAUUCGAAGCAUUUAACAUUGAACGGCGCAACAUACGAUUAAUGUUAUUGUAUAAUGGUUAUCCAUCAAAAUAUAUCAACGAAGAAUUUCAUAGAUUCUUCGAUCGAUUCAAUUUAUACGAUUUAUAUUCUUCAGUUUUACCGAUGAUCAAACACGCGGCUCAAUUUGUUGCCAUACAUGAUGAAAUUACGCAGAAAUCCACACAUAGGCAAUCACAAGUAGCUUCGGAUAUAACAUUGUCUCAACUUCAUGAUACCGAUUAUGAAAAGUUUGAACAAGUCACAUAUUCGAAAGAGGAUAUGAACACGAAAACACACAAAGUGACCAAAUUUCAGCGAUGCCUAUUUCUACACUAUACAUACGAGAACAGAUUAAGACAUCUCCCACAUGAUAUACAUGAAACCUAUAAAAACACUUACACAGACUCCAAUCUUACCCAAGUGAAAUUGAUCGUUGGAAAUCGAAACAAUACAAAAGCUAAAACUGGCUUCAUACGACGAAAACGUCCGCACAUAUCAAUGCGUCGCCACGAUUAUAAACGCAGUAAGUAUUCACAUUGAACAAUUAAAUCGUUGAAAGAUUCAUACAAAACAUCAUUCUUUUCGUUUCCCAUAGAGCGAAAACGUCCACUUUGAUCCAGAACAACAUCAUAAUGCUUCAACUAAAAAUACGCCUCGCACAAUAAACAUAUUCCUUAUCCAAAAUCUACACUAUUUACUUCAUUUCAUUCUUCCACCUGAUUCGAAAUAAACUCCAUUAUGACUCCUCAUCACGCAAAAGUAUAAAAUAUCAAAAUCCCAUUUAUUCCCGUCUAGAUAAAUAUC
Messenger RNA from Adineta ricciae, 1716 nucleotides. The record is from the annotation of a GenBank genome assembly. NCBI's taxonomy places the organism in Eukaryota, Metazoa, Rotifera, Eurotatoria, Adinetida, Adinetidae.